AUGAAUUUCCCAUUUAUUCAUAGCUUCGCUACUUUUCUUCUCAUCUUCUCUGCAUCCCAAGCAAUCCAAUCAUCUUCUUUUAACAUCCAAACUGAUAAAGAAGCUUUACUAUCACUGAAAGCUCUCAUCACUGAUCCCACAAGUUCACUAUCUUCAUGGAAUGAGACCACAACAGUCUGCAAAUGGCAUGGAGUCUCCUGCAACAGAGCACAGCAGAGAGUCUCUGGGCUAGACUUGCAAGGCCUUGGACUGCAAGGCUCCAUAAGUCCUCAUAUUAGCAACCUAUCCUCUCUCACCUUCCUAAAUCUUCAAGACAACCAACUCUCUGGUACCAUUCCUUCUCAACUUGGCUCUCUCUCCUCUUUAAACAUCCUCAACAUAAGCUCCAACCUCAUCAAUGGCCUCAUCCCACAAACCAUACUCAACUGCCAUGAACUCACUGUCCUUGAUUUGUCUAACAACCUCAUCACAGGCAGUAUCCCUCAAAACCUUGAGUCACUGUCAAAGCUUCAAAUCAUGAAGUUAGGACAGAAUAGGUUAAAUGGAGUUAUCCCAAAUUCCAUAGGAAACAUUUCAUCUCUUACCUUUCUUGACUUGGGCACCAACACACUCACUGGUUCCAUACCAAAUGAGUUGGGACUUCUCCACAAACUGAAACACUUGGAACUGUCAAUAAACAAUCUCACUGGCAGUGUCCCCCCAUCAUUGUACAAUGUUUCAUCACUUGUUUUAUUUGCUCUUCAAUCCAACCACUUGCAUGGUGACAUCCCUGCUGAUGUUGGUUUUAGACUUCCAAAUCUCUUGUUUUUCCACUUCUCUUUCAAUGAAUUCACUGGUAAAAUAUCACCUUCACUUCACAAUGUCACCAAGAUACAAAGCAUCAGAAUGUCUUAUAAUUUUCUUGUUGGCUCUGUGCCUCCAGGACUAAACAUGCUGUCUGAGCUCACCAUGUAUAAAAUUGGCCACAAUAGACUUGUUUCCACUGAUACUACAUCACCUGAUCAUAGCCUCCAUCUUAUCUCCUCCUUGACAAACAGCUCUAAGCUUGAAUUCCUUGCUAUUGGUGGAAACCCUUUUUGA
Messenger RNA from Dioscorea cayenensis subsp. rotundata (Guinea yam), 1080 nucleotides. Its product is annotated as LRR receptor-like serine/threonine-protein kinase EFR. NCBI's taxonomy places the organism in Eukaryota, Viridiplantae, Streptophyta, Magnoliopsida, Dioscoreales, Dioscoreaceae. The coding region runs from base 1 to 1080 and encodes 359 amino acids. Gene Ontology annotation, molecular function: protein binding. The transcript has a single exon. The record is from RefSeq and is a predicted model, not a curated record.